Pseudogymnoascus destructans is the source of this 468-nucleotide messenger RNA. RefSeq names its product 20S proteasome maturation factor (gene UMP1). The coding region runs from base 1 to 468 and encodes 155 amino acids. The record is from RefSeq and is a predicted model, not a curated record. Gene Ontology annotation, cellular component: cytoplasm; nucleus. NCBI's taxonomy places the organism in Eukaryota, Fungi, Ascomycota, Leotiomycetes, Thelebolales, Thelebolaceae. Gene Ontology annotation, biological process: proteasome assembly. The transcript has 2 exons.
AUGUCUAUGCGCAUCGCCCCCGCCUCCGGCCACUCAUCCCUCCACUCCCACCUCGCCGCCAAAUCCGCCGGCGCCCCCUCCGCCCCAGGUCUCCACGACACCCUCCGCGCAGGCGUCGGCCCAACCACCCACGGCUCCUCCGAAACCCUCCAGCUCGACUCCACCCACCCUCUCGAAUCGCGUCUCGCACAAUGGACUGCAACGCAGGAUAGCCUGAAGCUUGAGGGUCUGCGGAGGACAUUCGGCAUGGCGGAGCCGAUUCGCCGGGGCAUGGAGCUCAAGAUCACGAGGGAUGGAGAGUGGCGCCCGUUGGUGCUGGGAGGCGGACAGCCGAGCGUUCAUGAGGAUAUUUUGGCGGGCAGGGAUACGGGGUGCACGUGGGAGGAUGUUUUCCAGGGGACGGAAAUGAGGGGGGUGCAGGGCUUCCAUGAGGAGUUGGAGACGAAGGUUAGGAUGGGACAGCAGUAG